AUGAAGUCUGUUACCGUUCCGCUAGUCGAACAACAAGUUUCCUGUUGUGACUGUUGCGAACCUACGCAUGCGUUUGAAGCAGAAUGGUGUCUCGACUUGCAUGGAUAUCUUAAUCGCACUGAAUUUGCUGAUAGAUUAAGAGGAAUUAACAACUAUAUUAAAGAUUAUCCGUUGUUAAGCGCAAAGACAAAGACAUACCUGACGUACGCCAUCGCAGGAUUGUUUACGCUCAUACUUGCAGUCGUUCUCAUAAUCACGUUCGCCGCCUCGCCCGGCGAUAACAUAGCCAAUACUGCUAUUGUCACCAUAGUAGUCGAAUUCUUACUUGCGCUCGCAAUCCCGAUAGGACGAUCAAUUGUCGAUGCUAUGGCAAAGCGGCGUGCCGAAAUAUUUACCCGGGCCUUGCAACCUGUGCUCGAUCAAUACAACCGACAGGAAAAUCCAACUGCUAAUUGGAAGAUUGUGUGGCGUGCUGUCUUCACUUAUUUUAGCAUAGAUGUGGACUCGAAGGGUAAAGGAACAGCUACACCAAAAUACGCCGAGCAUGCAGAGUUAGUAAUCGAAAUCAAUGACGCUCUCUCCGAUCUUACCGCACAAACUGUUCGUGUUAAUCUUACACCCACAGCAGUUCCUAUAGUGUCUACAGCAGUUCCUACGGUGUCCACAGCAGUUCCUAGGAUGUCUACUAUCAACACUACCUACCCUUCUCAAAUGAUCGGCGUGCCCUAG
Molecule: messenger RNA, 729 nt
Organism: Paraglomus occultum
Lineage: Eukaryota; Fungi; Glomeromycota; Glomeromycetes; Paraglomerales; Paraglomeraceae
Source: the annotation of a GenBank genome assembly